GUUCUUGGCUAAUCAAAAGUUAAAACUAAAAGAAAAACAGAUGUAGAAUUAACAUUUAACUAACUGGUCACACAUUAGAAGUAUCAUGCAUAGUUACAUUCAUACAUACAUUAUUUAUUUAAAAAUGCAGGUCACCUAAAUGGCAGCUUUCGCUGAUGUGGAUCUGCUAAUUAUCUCUACUUCCGCUUGCAACAUUUAUCCAAAAUUUUUACAAUCGAGAUAUCAAAACAUCAAAUUUGUUUUCUUGCAAGCAAAACACACAAAGUGAAGGAAGCUUUGGUUUUAAUUUCCUUGUGUAUGAGGAAAGUUUUAUUCACCAUGUUGCAUCCAUGAAUUUAUUACAAUUUCCAACCAGUCGAACCUAAAAUGCCGAUUGCUUUAUCAAAAGGAGGAAUGUAAAUGUAACACCCGAACAGUCAUUUUUUCGGCACAUCCAUGCAUGCAAAGUGAAAGUGUUUGGUUUCCUUAAAUACUGACCUGCAUGAUAGGCGAGAAAAGAAUUUUGAUAAUCAAAAGUUGUUUAUCAUGUAAAUCCUACAAAUCAUAAAUCUGCAUAGAAAACCUCAGCUUGAAAUGAAACCUCGUUCCUGCGCAGACUGGCCUAGGCACUACCACAGAAUCUGUGGCACUACCUCGAAUCAAACGACAAUUAUUGAAGGCAUUUUACAACUAAAAAGAAGUUAUCAGAUUUGUGGAAUAAAAAUAAUUGAUCCAAAAUGAAAACCAUGAAACUGACGGACAAUGUUGUGAGAGCAUUUCGCGUUGCAAAGGUUUUCCGCGAAAACAGCGAUGUGAUAAACGCGAUGGACUUCUCGCCAAAUGGAGAUACGUUGAUUACGAGUAGUGAUGAUGAUUCAGUUGUUAUUUAUGACUGCUUGGAAGGAAAGCCAAAAAGAACUCUUAAUAGUAAGAAGUAUGGAGUGGCAAAUAUUAGAUAUACUCAUACAACUACCACAGUGAUACAUGCAUCAACCAAAGUUGAUCACACCAUACGAUACCUAUCGUUACAUGACAACAAGUAUCUAAGAUACUUCAUUGGACAUACAAAAAAAGUGGUCACGCUAAAUAUGUCACCUGUUGAUGACACAUUUAUUUCUGGAUCAUUAGACAAAACUAUAAGAAUAUGGGAUCUUAGAUCUCCUAAUUGUCAGGGUCUGAUGCAUGUGAGUGGCAGACCUGUUGGAUCAUUUGACAAUGAAGGCCUGAUAUUUGCUGCUGGAGUUGAUGCUGAAGUUGUUAGACUAUAUGAUCUUAGGUCGUUUGAUAAGGGCCCUUUUGCGACAUUCCAUUUACCUGUCCGAGAACCAGAUACCGAAUUAACAGACAUAAAAUUCAGUUUGGAUGGCAAGUCGAUCCUUGUAAGCACAACAGUUGGUGUGGUACAUCUACUUGAUGCCUUUCAAGGUCAUCAGCUCCAGAUGUUUUCGGGCCAGAAAUUUGAAAAAGGUGCACAACUUGAAGCUUCGUAUAGCCCUGAUUCGCAGUAUGUUUUUACUGGCUCAAGUGAUGGAAAAAUUCAUGUAUGGGCAACUGAUAGUGGCAAAAAGAUAACAGUUUUAGAUGCAAAUCAUCCAGGAUCUGUACAAAACGUCAAAUUUAAUCCAAAGUAUAUGAUGCUAGCUAGCACCUGCACCAAUAUGGCAUUCUGGAUUCCGAAUGUUGAUGAAAUAGACUGAACACUGAAAGAUGAUCUCUAAAUAUCAUUAGCUGCUGGAAUCCAGCCAGUUAACCGAGUACUAUGCCUGGUUUUUAUUGAAAAGAGCAGUUACUCUCGAGAUCAAAAGAAGAAGUUAAAGCACCGGAUCUACCAAGAUUUGUUUCAAAUACAGUGAUCUUUCGGUAAAAUAUUAACGUUUAUCCAUGAAACUGAACUACUGUAAAUAUACGCCAGAAAGUAACAAGGCAAUCGAA
Rhopilema esculentum is the source of this 1911-nucleotide messenger RNA. The record is from RefSeq and is a predicted model, not a curated record. Lineage: Eukaryota; Metazoa; Cnidaria; Scyphozoa; Rhizostomeae; Rhizostomatidae.